Elephantulus edwardii (Cape elephant shrew) is the source of this 942-nucleotide messenger RNA. RefSeq names its product olfactory receptor 5D18-like. The coding region runs from base 1 to 942 and encodes 313 amino acids. Gene Ontology annotation, cellular component: membrane. The transcript has a single exon. NCBI's taxonomy places the organism in Eukaryota, Metazoa, Chordata, Mammalia, Macroscelidea, Macroscelididae. Gene Ontology annotation, biological process: G protein-coupled receptor signaling pathway; sensory perception of smell. The record is from RefSeq and is a predicted model, not a curated record. Gene Ontology annotation, molecular function: olfactory receptor activity; G protein-coupled receptor activity; odorant binding.
AUGCUCUUGUCAGAGAGAAAUAAAAGUGGAGCCAUAUUCACUCUCCUGGGCUUCUCGGAUUAUCCAGACCUGCAGGUUCCCUUCUUCCUGAUAUUUCUGGCUGUCUACAGUGUCACUGUUGUAGGGAACCUUGGCAUGAUUGUAAUCAUCAAAAUCAACCCCAAACUUCACACUCCCAUGUACUUUUUUCUCAGUCAUCUCUCAUUUGUGGAUUUCUGCUAUUCCUCCAUUGUUGCUCCGAAGAUGCUGGUGAAUUUGAUAGUAGAAGAUAGAAGCAUUUCAUUUUCAGAAUGUGUAGUCCAAUUCUUUUUCUUCUGUACAUUUGUGGUAACGGAAUCCUUUCUAUUAGCAGUAAUGGCCUAUGAUCGCUUUGUGGCCAUUUGCAACCCUCUGCUCUACACAGUUACGAUGUCCCAGAGAUUCUGUGCUAUGCUGGUGGUGGGGUCCUAUGCCUGGGGAGUAACGUGUUCCUUGAUACUCACAUGCUCAGCUUUGAAUUUAUGCUUUCGUGGUUUCAACACAAUCAAUCACUUCUUUUGUGAGUUCUCUUCACUGCUUUCUCUCUCUUGCUCUGAUACGUUUCUUAACCAAAUGCUACUUUUCAUCUUUGCUACCUUUAAUGAAGUGAGUACAUUGCUCAUCAUUCUUACCUCUUAUAUGUUCAUCGUUGUCACCAUCCUGAAAAUGCGCUCAGCCAGUGGGAGGCGUAAGGCGUUCUCCACUUGUGCCUCUCACUUGACUGCCAUCACCAUCUUCCAUGGCACCAUCCUCUUCCUCUACUGCGUGCCCAACUCCAAAAACUCCAGACACACUGUCAAAGUAGCCUCUGUGUUUUACACAGUGGUGAUCCCCAUGCUGAAUCCCUUGAUCUACAGUCUGAGGAAUAAAGAUGUCAAGAGUACAGUCAGUAAGAUAUUGGACACUAAAGUAUUUUCUCACUGA